This is a messenger RNA of Tricharina praecox, 2655 nucleotides long. RefSeq names its product peptidase family M1-domain-containing protein. The record is from RefSeq and is a predicted model, not a curated record. The transcript is spliced from 7 exons. Lineage: Eukaryota; Fungi; Ascomycota; Pezizomycetes; Pezizales; Pyronemataceae. Gene Ontology annotation, cellular component: cytoplasm. Gene Ontology annotation, molecular function: metalloaminopeptidase activity; peptide binding; zinc ion binding. The coding region runs from base 1 to 2655 and encodes 884 amino acids. Gene Ontology annotation, biological process: peptide catabolic process; proteolysis.
AUGUGUCGUACUAUGGACGGAGCUUCUGGGAGCGUUGACAUCACCCAGGGACGGGAGGUGCUCCCCUCCAAUGUCAAGCCGCUCCACUACGACAUUGAGCUCGAACCCAACUUCAAGGACUUCAACUUCAACGGGACUGUAGCCAUUGACAUCGAGAUUACAGAAGCCUCCAAAGAGAUCUCAGUUAAUUCUCUCGAGAUCGAAGUCAAGGAAACGAAACUCGAGAUCAACGGGAAGACCCUGACACCCACUUCAUCCAUAUACGAUGAGGACAUCCAGACCAACAAGUUCACCUUCGACGAGACUCUGCCGGAGGGUGCGAAGGCUACCUUGACCAUCAAGUUUGUUGGAAUCCUCAAUGAUAAGAUGGCCGGUUUCUACCGAUCAUCCUACAAGGACGCCAAUGGAGAGACCAAGUACAUGGCUACAACCCAGAUGGAGCCUACAGAUGCGAGACGGGCCGUACCUUGCUUCGAUCAGCCCAACCUCAAAUCGACCUGGUCCGUCACCCUGAUCGCCGACAAGGAAUUGACCUGUCUAUCAAACAUGGACGUUAAAGAGGAGAAGGAUCUUGACAACGGAAAGAAGUCUGUUUCCUUCAACAAGACCCCUCCUAUGUCCACCUACCUUCUGGCUUUCAUUGUCGGUGACCUCAAAUACAAGGAGACCAAUGCCUUCCGUCUCCCCAUCCGUGUGUACGCUACCCCCGGAAACGAGCAGUACGCCGAUUUCUCCCUUGACAUCGCCGCGCGCACCCUCACGUUCUACGAGAAAGAAUUUGGCGUCGAUUACCCUCUCCCCAAGAUGGACAUGGUUGCUAUUCCUGACUUCUCCGCCGGUGCUAUGGAGAACUGGGGUUUGAUUACCUACCGUAUCGUCGACCUGCUCUACGAUCCCAAGACUGCCUCCGUCGACCGGAAACAGCGUAUCGCUGAGGUCGUUCAGCACGAACUUGCCCACCAGUGGUUCGGUAACUUGGUCACCAUGGACUUCUGGGAGGGUCUGUGGCUCAACGAGGGUUUUGCUACUUGGAUGAGUUGGUACUCGAUGAACGAGUUCUACCCUAACUGGAAGGUAUGGGAGAACUACGUUGUCGAUAACCUGGCUUCCGCCUUGAACUUGGAUGGUCUGAGGAGCAGUCACCCCAUCGAGGUGCCAGUGAAGAGGGUCGCCGAGAUCAACCAGAUCUUCGACAGCAUCUCAUACGCCAAGGGAUCCAGUAUUCUCCGCAUGGUGUCCAAGUACCUCGGAGAGGAGGUGUUCAUCAAGGGUGUCAGGGCUUACUUGAAGAAGCACGCCUACGGCAACACUCAGACUACCGACCUUUGGGCCGCUCUUAGCGAGGCCAGUGGAAAGGAUGUCGAGAGCGCCAUGGCAACAUGGACCAAGAAGAUCGGAUACCCCGUCAUCACCGUCACCGAAGACGGCAAGAAGGUCCACCUGAAGCAGAACCGCUACCUCAAGACCGCUGAUGUCAAGCCUGAGGAGGACGAGACUCUCUGGCCUAUUUUCGUCGGUCUCAAGACCAAGGACGGAGUUGACGAGGACAUCGUCUUCGAGACUCGUGAAACCACAAUCGAAGUCCCUGACACCGACUUCUUCAAGCUCAAUGCCGAUCAGUCUGCCGUCUACCGCACACUGUACUCUCCUGAACGCCUCAAGAAGCUUGGAGAGUCGGCCAAGACUGGUCUCCUCUCUGUCGAGGACCGCGCCGGUAUCCUCGGAGACGCCGGUGCUCUCGCUACCAGCGGCUACCAGAAGACCUCCGCGCUGCUGGACCUCGUUGCCGGCUUCAAGGAGGAGGAGAGCUACGUUGUCUGGGCUGAGAUUUCUGCUCGUGUCUCGAGCAUCAAGAGCGCGUGGCUUUUCGCUCCUCAGGAGGAGAGGGAUGCUCUGAAGCAGUUCCAGUGUGAUCUGAUGGCACCCCUUGCCCACAAACUUGGAUGGGAGUUCAAGGAAGGUGACGAUGAGCUUACCCAGCAGCUGAAGACCUUGGCUUUCAGCAUUGCCGGUCUCAAUGGCGACCCCAAGGUCAUUGAGGCGGCCAUGGGCAUGUUCAAGAAGUUUGCUGCUGGCGACCUCGACGCUAUUCACCCUAACCUUCGUGGAACCGUCUACGGAAUUGCUCUGCAGUACGGCGAGAACCAGGGUGAGAAGGAAUGGGAUGUCGUCUACAACGCCUUCAAGAACGGCCGCAAUAACGACGAGAAGAACGUUGCGCUCCGAUGGCUCGGUCGCUCCAAGAACCCUGAGAACAUCAAGAAGACUCUGGCCCUGGCUCUCAGCUCCGAGGUCAAGGACCAAGAUAUCUACCAACCCAUCUCUGGCGUCCGCUCUCACCGUGAGGGUAGCGAAGCGAUCUGGGCCUGGUUCCAGGAGAACUACGAGCUGUUGAUCAAGAAGCUUCCCCCGGGGCUCUCGAUGCUUGGCAGCGUGGUCUCCAUGUGUACCAGCAACUUCACAUCCGACGAGCAGGCGCGUGAGGUUUCCGACUUCUUCAAGAACAAGGAUACCAAGGGCUUCGACCGCGCGCUGGCACAAUCCCUGGAUACCAUUGCGGCCAAGGCUAGCUGGAUUGCGAGGGACAAGAAGGAUGUCGAGAAGUGGCUCAAGGAUAACGAGUACCUUCCUAAGGAGUACCAGCCAAAGUUGUAG